GUGAGCUGUGAUUGGUCAAAGCUUGUCACAUGGUACAAGGCUGUUGUGAAUGGCCCUGUACCAUGUGAUCUCGGUGAUCAUUCACAGAUUUCACACGUAGUAAACAAUGAUGUCAGAAGUGACAUCAUUGCUUACUACUCUGCAUGUGAUCACUGAUUGGCCAAUCAGUGAUCACAUGAUCGGGAGCUCACACAGAGGUCCCGUCCGACGAUCGGUUUUUUACUGUGACCGGAGGACACAGCGGGCACCGGAUCGCGGUGCUGCGCAAUUCCGGGGAGCGCGCACAGCUAGAAAAGGCGGGUGCCGUUUAUGA
Staurois parvus is the source of this 313-nucleotide messenger RNA. Lineage: Eukaryota; Metazoa; Chordata; Amphibia; Anura; Ranidae. The record is from the annotation of a GenBank genome assembly.